GUAUUAUUAAGCGACUAAAUGAAAUAGUACCACGAAUGAAACGAUAACAUAGUAAAUAUUAUGAAUUUGUACUACGUCCGUGUGGUGUGUAUUUAUAUUCUUCGGGUUUCUUGUUUCAUCAAAACAACGAAAACAAACCUACAGAUUUCCAAAUGGAUCAUAAAAAAUAAAUAAUUCACGGGUUGUUUUUAAUAAACAUAUAUGCUGAUUGUCGUGUUAUAAUACCAUGUAUCUUCCAUACGUUGCCAAUUAUUAAGAUAGCAAGAUUUUCCUCAGCAAUUUCUGUGAUACUCAUGUCAUAUCUGUGAGUCUUGUAUAGGUCAAAUUAUGGAGGAGAACAAAUCUAAACACAAGACUCUGCAGAAUGCUGCUCAUCAUAUCGCGUUAGACUGCAUACAACCACAGACGACGCACGGGUCACCUUACCAUGUACACCCUUAUCCCUCGCCAGUCAGGCUGCAGCACGCCUUCCAGGCCCAGAGCAGUCCGAAACUGUUCCAUCCUAAAGGGCUCAAACCUCAUCUGGACGCUCGUACUUUUGCUACGCCGCAAGAGAGUCCAGUGCUGGGCAGGGCUUUGUGCCUCACACCGAGAGGCAGCCCGAUACCAGGCCGGGUGUCUCAUCUGAACGAGAAGUUUCAAGACUCUUUGACGCUCAACUCUGACACGGACUCUUUGGUGGCCAAGAUCAGCGCCAUGUUCCCGACCGUUAGCGAGACGCACAUCAAGAUCUUGCUGAAGAAAUACUACAAUCGCGAAGCUGUCGUGAUCAGCGCUCUGCAAGUCGAGAAGCACCCCCUUGUGACCCCGGGGCCGCACGCUCUGUCCCCGCCGGGGGCCCGACUACAGCGGAACGCAACCAGCCUUUGUAACGCGAUGCAGUUCGCCAAGGGCAUAUCCGGCUCGCUCCACGGCUCGAGUCAUUAUACGCCGAUGACGGGGACGCCGCAGGGUUCACCGUCCCUUCUUCGCCCAGGAUCUGGCGCAUCAAGCUACUAUGGAACCGCGAGAAACUUCGAUAGGGAGAGUCAACCCGCGCGUCACCCCUCUCCGAAGAUGAAGCUUAAAUACCUGAAGAGCGUGUUCCCGAAAGCGGACGAGACCAUCAUCAUCGACGUACUCGCCAACAAAGAUAAUAAUGUCCAGAAGGCCAGCGAGGAGCUGAUCGGGCUGGGCUACGUCAAGAAAGACAUCUCAGCCCAGCAGAAGAAGAAAGAUAUCCCAACACCGCAGCCGAUCAAGAAAGUGGUCAUCAUGAAGACAAACGAAGAGAAGCAACUCUUGAAAAGGCAGUUCGAGUUGAAGUAUCCCUGGAUCCCUGAGCGCUUAAUUAUUAUCGCGCUCGAGAGCGUCGACUUCAACGAGGAUAGAGCUCACCACAUACUGUCCACCGUGUCCAAGGAAGAGGCCACUCAUCAGGCGAGGGCUCCCGAAGUGCAGAUGCCGCGUCGAUUCGUACCGGACACAAGACGAGAUUCGAGUGUGGUCUUCGAUUACGAGCCGAGUCAACCGGCGCCCGUGCAGGCCUCACGACGUCUCAAGAUAUGGACCGAGAAACUUAAGCCAAUACUGAAGACUAAUAACGGAGCCGAGACUAAAUACAAGUCGCCGUAUUGUUCGCAAGCAAAUGGGCCCAAUCCAACGCUGCGCCGUGGUCCCAGAGAGAGUCUUUUGCUCGAGGAUUACAUGCCCUGGAAUGGCCCCAACCCAGAGUAUCGCGCUGGUAAUGCAGUGCGCGUCGAGGGUCCGGAGUACCGUGACGUCACCCAGCAGACCCUGGCCCGCGGACCUUCGGGAACAGCCAACGGGCCGGCCGGCCUGGCCAGGGGAUCCAUGUAUCAGAAGAGCAACAAGAAAACCACUAAAAUUGUCAUUUAAAUCGGGAUGGCGCUCUGCUCAAGAAUUCAAUUAUCAAUUAUUUUGUAUUGAUUAGUGAUUUAGUAUGAUCUCUCAGUAUUAUAAUAAAGAAAUGGCUUUUUCUAUAUAUGUAAAGGGUGAGCUCAAUCGAGUCGCGAAGCCUUCCAUUCGAUGGACAAACAAACGACGAAGCCAUUUCCAGUAUAUAUAUAUAUUUAUCAAAUCUGAUUAUUUUUCGAUAAAUAUUUUAGCGUUUAUGUACUAGUGCGUUCUAUUGUUAGUUAGUUUAAAACGUUAGUGGUUAGUUAUGCGUAUCAAACGUGCCGUUAACGAUUAUUGUUUGUCUGAAAGGACGCUUCGAUCUCAUUUUAAUUAAUAAGCAAUUUUUUUUUUUUUUGUAGUUGGUCUGGCUGAAUUACGCCAACGAGUUUUUAAUACGUAACGCAACAUUGAAUAGGAGACAUUUAGCCUAGAAUGUUUUGGGUUACAACUUUGACUCCUAGUUGAAUCAUUCACGAAUUAGGUCCGACGUCCCGUGUCAUUUAGUAGAAUUCUAAAAGUCAAUCACUCAAUAGGACUUUUAGUUCCCAAAUUCCGUCUCAAUCUAGUCGAUAAUUAUACUGUUGUAAACGAUUAUUGAACUUUUUAAUGUUGUCUUUUUUUUAUAUAUCAUUCAAAUCGAACGAUUUACUUGCGAGUAAAUUUUUAAAAUUAUUUGAAUCGAAUUCGGAUCAACUUCCAGUACAAAUUUUAAUGUAGCUAUCGAUUUCGAUUAUAAAUUUAAAGUUUAUGUUCAUCGUGUCCACCCAGUUUGUUUAACAUUAUUUUUAAAAUAUAAUGAUAUUAUUCAUGCACGUUCAAAAUUUAAAGGUAGAUCUAUUAUUUGUAGAGACCUUCCUACAUCGAAUUUUACGUACAGGUAGAGAGUAGGUCGACGGUAGGGAUGUACUUAUAGCAUCGCAGAAAUUUCUGGGAAAUUAAUUUAUUCUCUUUCGUUUUAAUUUCGGUGAUCAGUAAAAUAUUGCACACCAAAUACGUAACUGAUUAACGAAUAAGUUUCUGCUUCAAACCUUAAAGCGAAUAAGUGUUUGUAGCGGGCAGCCAUCUUAGAACGCAAGAUAUUUGACAGUUAUCUGAAUGUUGCCAAUGACAUUUUUAACUAUAUACAAGUUCCGACCAAUAACAUUAGGAUGGUCCUAAACAUACUCUGACGAGUUUGAUGUGAAACUUAGCCCAUACAUCAGCCUGCUGAGUUUCUCACCGGAUCUUCUCAGCGGGUCGCGAUUUCCAUCCGGUGGUAGAUUCAUUCGCGAAGCAGCUGCCCUUGCGCUGUUAGCAAAUCCCAUACUUCCUGGUUGAGCUCGUGCUCGCCCACAUGUCCCGGUGAAACUAGAAAAGCCAUCGGGGCUUCGUAAAAGCUCCUUCCAAAAAAAAAACAUGGACAGUCGUUCUACCGAGCUAUCACCCGCUCGGUGUAAGAUCUUCCUUUUAUCGUUACUCUCUAAUAUUUAUAAGAGAAACAUUCUAAAACUAGUGCUGUGCAUCGCGAUGUCGAUAUCAAUUCCCUAAAUAACGAAGACACCGUAUCUUUUGUGGAUUCAUGAAGUUUUUCUAAACCAUUAUGUUAAACGAAGUAUGCUUCCUUCCAGGCUUCCUUUUAUCUUAUAGUAAAUUAGUUUAUUAGUGCUAAGAAUAAAUGAUUCGAUUAUUGAUUCAUUAUUAACUCAUCGAUUUUUACAAAAUCAAAAUUAUCGAGAUAUUUUAAUGAUUGGAUGUUUGUGUUUACUGGGUUCAUGUGUAACCGAGUGUGACUGACUGGCUCCCAUUUGCCGCCAUUUAUCUAAAAUAAUUAGUGAUCUUCUUCGAAGUCUCAGAGCUACGUUCAACCCAUAAAUGUCGAUUUUUAGAAGGCGAUAAGAAACAUUAUAUACACAUAUUACAAGUUAAAUAAAUAAACAAUAGGUUUUCAUGUUGUUAUAGUUUAGGUGUUUGGUAAAGAAAGUAACUUUUCAAUCUUUGAUAAUCGAUUUUAUUUGAUAGCAUUUAUGAUUCCGGUUGAUGAAAUUUUUGCUAAACAUUUUAAGAGUAUAUUAGAAUUUUGUAGAUUUUCGUCGACUUAUAUUAAUAGAAAAUGACUCGAUUGUACAAUAAUAAUAAUAAUAUAUUAAUCACACGAACUUAAUCAUUUUCGACUCGAGCAAAAUUUAUUUGAUUUUAUCGUUCCACGAUUUGGACUUCGUUUCUUUAAAAAAAAUGUUUCGGAUUAAAAAAAAUAUUGUUUCCAAGUCACCUAUUUUGACUUCAAGUUUAACUUUACAAUCUGAAUUGUGAUUAAAUAAGUAAAUUGUACACGAACAAAUGAAAACAUAGCACUGCCUGAUCAAAAAUAAAAAUAGCACUAAGUUAGUUUUAAGGAGAUAUUUUGUCGUCGUGAAUUUUGACGUUCGUAACUUAAGCUUCUCGGGAUUCAUACGAACGGAUUAUUAUCCGUAUAGUAUUAAUAUUAAAUAGGAGCGGUUCUAGAUUUCGGUGUCGUUGUUUGAUUAACAGGAAAUCAUAUUUGUGUAGUAAAUUAAUAGAAUUUAGUAGUGUUAUACAUGUUUUAUUCAGUUUAAAUGUCCUGUUUGUUAUAAUGACAUGAUCGGGCUCUCAUUGCCAUAAUUAAAAAAGUUUUUUAUAGUGACGAUGAACGGAAAUCGAUUAUAAUUCUAUAUCGAUUCAAUCAAUUCUGUUUUCAUUUACAAAUAUAUUUUUUCGUGUUAAAUCGAUAAACUGAGAAAGGUUUUGAUAAUUAAAGGUGUUGUCAUCCGUACUAUACGUAUACUUUCCGCUUCCUAUUGUAGUAUAAAUUAGUUUGGAAUUCGUGCAAUAUUUUAUUAUGUCUUUAGUUGAUAAAAUGUUAGUCUAAACUGUCCUAUUUAGUAUCGAUUAGUUGAUAAAUUAUAGGCUUCGAUCAUUCCAUAUUUUUGUGAGAAUUGUCUUAAUAAAAUUAUUUGUUUAUUUUCA
Molecule: messenger RNA, 4863 nt
Organism: Bombyx mori (domestic silkworm)
Lineage: Eukaryota; Metazoa; Arthropoda; Insecta; Lepidoptera; Bombycidae
Exons: 11
Coding region: 328-1878 (516 amino acids)
Molecular function (GO): ubiquitin binding
Source: RefSeq, a predicted model, not a curated record